AUGAGCCCUGCCAGAAGAGGUCGCAGCAGUGAAGCUUCUUCUCGACGAAGUCCACGGGCCUCCAAGUCUGCCACAUCCCGAUCACAACCCUACGGCUUCGGUAGUUUAAGUGGCCACGAUAUCGUCAUCAUCGCCCUUCCGGCUGGUGUUUACGGAACGAUCUCUGCCACUUCGGCAGUAGUUGAGCUGCGCAGAAAGAUUUCAGCUGUCAAACUUGGACUACUCUUUGGCAUUUGCAGUGUCGCUCCCGGUAAAAGCUAUGAUAACCGUCUCGCGAACGGACUAUCAUGUAUCAUCGGCAAUGGGAAUCUGGAGAGUGCUAUAGUAUGA
This is a messenger RNA of Aspergillus vadensis CBS 113365, 330 nucleotides long. RefSeq lists its product as uncharacterized. Gene Ontology annotation, molecular function: catalytic activity. The record is from RefSeq and is a predicted model, not a curated record. Bases 1 to 330 code for a protein of 109 amino acids. NCBI's taxonomy places the organism in Eukaryota, Fungi, Ascomycota, Eurotiomycetes, Eurotiales, Aspergillaceae. Gene Ontology annotation, biological process: nucleoside metabolic process. The transcript has a single exon.